CUUUCACCAGGAAUUAAGCACCACACUAAAACAUUGAAUCUACCUAAUGACCAUCUCUCAGGAAUUCCGACCGCUGCAGGUCCUCAUCGUCGGUGCCGGCAUUGCGGGGUUGACGGCUGCCAUUGCUUUGGGCCAACAGGGUCAUCAAGUUGUGAUUAUCGAAAAAUCCAAGUUCGCCCGGGAGACGGGCGCCGCCAUCCAUGUGCCUCCCAAUUGCACUGCUCUGUUGAACUGGCUGGGCAUUGACCCCAAAGACUUUGGUGGCACCUUGUUGGAACAGAUUCACCGAUAUGACCAAUUCGGAAACUUGAAGUACCUGAAAGACUUUGCUGAAAUCCGACAGAAAUGGCAAGCAGAAUGGUAUCUGGUCCAUCGAGUCGACCUCCACAAUUACCUCAAGCUGUGCGCCAUCCGGACAGCCACUCUCCACAUGGGCUGCAAGAUCGUCAACAUUAAUGUUGACAGUCCGCGCCCUUCCGUGACUCUCGACAAUGGCGAGAGAUAUGAAGCAGAUCUUCUUCUUGGGGCUGACGGUCUGCAUUCCGUCGUCCGUGAGGUGAUCGGACAGACACCCCCUCCUCCAUUCCCGGCUGGCAAGUCGUGUUUCCGAUGGAUUCUCCCGACAGAGAAGCUGCGCCAUCUCCCUGCCACUCAGGAAAUUGUGCGCGAUCCCGGAGUGUUCGUCGAAUGGGCUGGUGAUGAUCGCCGACUCGUGGCCUAUCCCUGCUCUGAUAAUACAAUGUUCAAUAUGUGUGGUUUCCUUCCCACUGCCGAAGCCGGUGAUGCCGCUGAAGGCUGGCAAGCGGUCGGGAACAGGAAUGCCCUUAUUGCUGGAUUCUCCGAGUUCAGCCCGGAAGUCAGGGAGCUCGUCCACGCAGCGGACGAGAAUCUCAAGGUCUGGGAGCUGUACGAUAUGAAGUCUCUCCCAUCGUGGGUGAGAGGAUGCUCUGCUUUACUGGGCGACGCAGCGCACCCAUUCCAGCCUUACAUGGGUCAAGGAGGUGCCAUGGCCAUCGAAGAUGCGGUAUCCCUAGCGGUGCUGCUCCCAGCUGGAACCCAAGUCCACGAGAUUCCGGCUCGGCUGGCCCUGUACGAGAAAGCAAGACGAUCGCGUGUCGACCUGGUCCUGGAAUAUACACGCAUCAAUGGAGUCGAUGAGAAUGACACGACCGUCAGGCGCAUUACCGCUGCCGAGAUGGUCAAAUUCAUGGGCAUAUUGUUUUCGCAUAACGAGGUGCAAAGCUCAGGAGAGCUACUUGCUUCA
Molecule: messenger RNA, 1264 nt
Organism: Aspergillus eucalypticola CBS 122712
Lineage: Eukaryota; Fungi; Ascomycota; Eurotiomycetes; Eurotiales; Aspergillaceae
Product: FAD-dependent oxidoreductase
Exons: 8
Molecular function (GO): FAD binding; monooxygenase activity
Source: RefSeq, a predicted model, not a curated record